Messenger RNA from Prunus armeniaca (apricot), 249 nucleotides. Lineage: Eukaryota; Viridiplantae; Streptophyta; Magnoliopsida; Rosales; Rosaceae. The record is from the annotation of a GenBank genome assembly.
AUGUCUUUUUUUGGGUUAAAACUUGCCAUGUUGGAAUUGACAUUUCGGUUGGAGAUGCUCUUAGAACAACAUUUUCAUCCAUUUGCCACGUUGGCUGCUGACGUCACAAUAACGUCAGCAUUAGGUCAGCUUGUCCACGCAGCAGCCCAGACAAGUCUUGCCUUUGGGCUUGCCCAAAUUGGUAGAGCCCAGCUCUUGCCUUGCCAAGACUUGAGCGUUGGAAACACAUUAGGAAACCUGGGGUCCUAG